GGAGAGAUGCCUUUGCAUUUUGCCUUUGACAUUCUACAUGCUACAUUCUCCGAAAGACUCCAUUAGUCUACCGUCCAGCCUUGUACAAUCGCUCCUCACGAAGCUUCACGAAACAGCCGCCAGUUAGCUUAACGCAAAUCUAGCAUUCCCACCUUCCCGGACGAACCGGACAAUUGAACCUUCCGAUUCCUGAUCGGGACUUCAGGCCACUUUCUCUUCCCGUCGGAGUAGGGAAGACCUACUUGAGUAAACAAGCAAGAUGUCUUCCGACGAAUCGGACUUUAUCGAGUCCAACUCUGAUUCCGAGCUCGAUGGUCUCGAGGUCGACACCCGAAUGCACGAUGGGCCCAGCAAGGGCAAGACCAAAGCUGAUCCCCGGCGCAAGCGGAUGGUACUAGCUCGAUCUCUACCGUAUACCACUGAAACGCUCGAAGAGAUGGAUGCAAGACUGGAACAUAUCGCUGGCAGAUUAGUGGACUGCAUCGAAGCGGGUGAUUGGGAGUACCCCUUUGCUUACUGGACCAGAAGACUACAAAACUGGAUCGGCCUACGGUAUCCGAUGAAGAAGAAGAUGAGGGUACGAUUGGGAGCAUUAUUCUACGAACUGGCUGUCAUGCCUGGUCUCGAUCCUCAAGCCAUGGGAAUCGCCGCGGACAUGGUCCGAAGUUUGCUCAAGCCACAAAAGCUCAUCUCGAUUGAAGAUCUACGCCUGCCAUGGAGGCCGCUUCACGACCUGCUAGUCAAGGAGCUGUUCCCGAAACGUCGAAAGGUCGGACACACCAACGUUUCGAACCUAUUGCUCGAUAUGGCAGAGGUAGCGCAACGUUUCUUCCAUCCGUCUGAGUACGAGGAGAUGCUGUCGGUAAUCUUGCCUCGCUUUGUGGGAGACGACGUCGAUUCCAUCCUUGCGACCCAAGCUUUCGUCGUGCACUUCAUGCCAUACUCGCACCCUCAACUUUGGCUGCCAACCAUGUGGAAAAUAUGGGAUGGUAUCAAUAGCGGUCUUUACGAUGAACAAAUGCUUGACCUCCUGGCUGUUCUGACUAAGCGUCAUCUGAACCCAUCUUUGUCGAAUCCAAAGCGAUUAGAAGACAUCCCCAAGUCUAUGGUGAAUGACGUGCAAGAAGACGAGGUACCCCUUGAAGGUGACGAGAUGGACCUGGACGGUGUGGACGCCGAAGAGGACAUCGCCAGCAAGGAUCCCAGUUGGCAAGGCAUCCGAAAGGAGAUCGGAAUUUUGACUGAGAUCGAAUUUCAGACUGUGAUGACCAAGUGCUUGCGAGCGAUGGGCACUCCUGUGGGAGGUUCUGUCGCCAGUGCAGCGGCCGGCGCCAUGGCACCCAUGGAUGCCUUGGCGAGCAAGAACAUUCUAGCUAUGAGGAAACCGACGAACAGAUUGUUGUCUCUGGCUGAGAUCAUCGUAUACUCGAUGGCUGAAGACGCUCCUGCCAAGCCGAAUUCAAGUGUGGCUACUCCUGGCACAGCUACACCUCAACAUCAAGCUCUGAAGAGGGUCAAGACAGAUCGGAAUGGUCUACACUCGAGUUCCAGUUCCGACAGCUUGGCUGACGCUGGUAGAAAAGCUGACGCGACCAAGACUUAUCUCGGAGGAUCUCGAUCGCUCGAACAUCUCGCUAAGCUUAUUACUAGCUGCGAAAGCUUCUUCCACCCAUCGAAUCACGGAGCAUGGUCACGCGUGCUCACGACGUUCAUCCAGGACCUGGCUUGGCUGUUUCUGACCCGUUGGAAGCAGGAGGAACUGCCGGACUGCAAGACACCUCCAGAGUGGAGACUUACGCCAGCGAUCAGACAAGAAUUUGUCCUCUGUCUUCGACCCGUGGCUUUGAUGAGCAUCUUUUCGAAGGAUUCUACUGCGGGUGGAGCCAGUCGAUCUUGUCUGAAGACGUUGUCGGUGCUUGAGCCGGAACUCAUAAUACCGCCCAUCAUCGAGCGAGCGAUCCCCAGUCUGACUAAUCUAGAAGAGACGGCAAGGACAAACGCCGUGAUCAAGACGCUUGGGGCUGUCUCCUGGUCGAUGACCACAAGGAGUGUGUCCAAAAGCGGUCAGAAGCAGAUUCCGAGCAUCCUCGAGCUUGUACUGCCUGGUAUCGACAUGAAUGAUCCUGGCAAGACCCUAUCGACCGUGCUCUUCCUCAUGAACGCGAUCCAGCACAUCCGCCUCGAAGAGCUCCCUGAGGAGGUUCCUGAAGGUAUCAUCGCCGGUCCUCGAAAUGCUGAACCCCGGGCGGAUCUGGCCGUUGACCUUAAGGAAGAUGAGGAAGAUUCACCGAUGAUGAGCUCAGAGGAAGAGGAUAUGUACUUCAGGCAAUCGACCGCUGGUUUCUCGGCAUGGGUGACGGAUCUGCUGGAGCGAAUCUUCAAGCUCUACGACAACAUGCCUGAAGUCAACGAAACCAGUAGCUUGAAGGCAGGGAUUUCGAGUGAAGAGCGCAUCGUCGGCUUUGUCAAUGCACUCAUGGACUCUAUCAUCAUGAACUUGUCGAUCGCUGGCACGGAGAAGAUCAUUGAUAAAGUCUUUGACCAUGUAACGACUACCGUCAGGUCUAACUCUUUGCGAGUUAUCGGCGGUCUGGUUUUGGCAUGUUCGAACGCCAACCCGGCGUACACGCUCAAGAAGUUUGUACCGCUGUGCGCCGAGCGUAUUGAAUCCGAGCUUAGCUCUGGAGCAGGUUCUCGGCGCACUCUAAACUCCACCAUACCAAUCGCAUCCGAUGUGGCGCUGCAGUGGCAUGUGGCGCUCCUUGUCGGAGCGGUGUCGGGAGCUUCCAUAGAGCUUGUGGAUCACCAAGAAGCGCUACUUUCCCUGUUGUCAAACUUGAUGGAAAAGAGCCUGUCCGAGGCAUGUUGGUCUUGGGCUGGAAAGCUGAUGGAGAAGGUCAUCUUCAACAUGACGACAGUCUUCCCCUACGAAUCUAGACUCGUCAACCCCGAAGAAUGGAACUCGGAAGACUUCAAGUACAACCAUCACUUGUAUUGGGGAAAAACUUAUCGUCUGGCAGACGUUCAGGUCGAUUGGCAUCUUCCUGCAGACAAUGAACUCGACUUCGUAUCAAAGCUAUUGACAAUGUGCUCGUCAAUGAUGGACAAGCUCGAGAGUCUUCUUCAAAGCCCCUCGUCUUCACUUCCAUGGAACAACGAUUUCUGUCGAUACAUCUCUCACAUCCGCUUCAGCAUUGGCGCUCUAUCUCAGGCAUGGCAGGAACACAGCGAGCUCAAGACGGGCGGCGAAGAGCACUCGGCAGCGCCCGACGUCCCGCGUGCAUUCAUCGAUGCACCCGCGCCUUACAAGAGCGGAACGCCCUUGAACGACCCCAAUUCAGAUAUCUACAAGCAAAUGCUUGCGUAUCGAGCGCGAUUUGGGAACAUUCUGCACAAGGCAAUCGCCAUCUUCCGAAACGACGAUGAAGACAGCUCCAUCGACGCGAUGCGGCUUACGGUACGAUCCAUCGGGACCCUGAUGAGCAGGUACGGUGUGGAGCAGAAAUCCUACGCCAACAUGUGGAAAGGUCACGUUCAUGUGGAAAAGCAAGUGCGAUCAUGGAAAGCGCAAAAGUCGCUUCCUCGAUCGAUUUGGAUCCGUCGUAUGGAGAUCUACCACGCUGGUCGCCACCGGUUGAAUGCCCAGCGCCGUGUACGCUCGGAGCUCGACGAUCUCCUCAUCAGGGACUUGGUGAUGCUCUCCAUAUCUCCCUUUGUAAAGAUCAGGAGGAGCGCUCAGGUGGCACUGGGCUCGCUUUGCGUGUCUUACGAAGGCACAGCUCCCAUGGUCAUUCCCCUCGUGCUUCCCUCGCUAGCGGUCGGCACCGAUCCCGAUAUUAUGAAGGGCGCUCUCUACGUGUUGGGCUUCUCUUCCCUCUUAACGUUUGCGCUGGACGAUGCGCGCUUCUUCACGCCUUAUAUGAUGACGCUUCUCAAGGCGCAGCAUCAGGAGAAGCCGACGAUUCAAACCAUCGUAGGGAAUCUUUUGGACGAUGCCAUCGACCUGAUACGAGAGCCAAGUACCAUGAUGAUGGGUCAACAAUGUGGAGCUGGAGCUCAAUCUACCCUGAAAUUGCUUGCCGAGGAUCUACCUGGUGCUUCUUUGGACCUCGAACUGCGACAAGCAUUGGCCAGAGGCGUUGUAGCGUCUCGCGAAUAUCGAGACAAGGCGUAUCACGCCUUGAUCCCGCAACUGUUGGAGCUUUGUCAGGAUCCAGCGACUCACUGGAAGUACGUAGUCACCACCGCUCGACUAAUUCGGCAUCUAAUGAGACGAGACGUGGCGACAUCGGGAGCUGUUGCUGGUUACAUGGUCAGCAAGAUUCCCGAUCCGCAACCGGCUCUUCGUAGUCACGCGCAGAUCGCUACCACCCGUCUGCUGUACAUUAUCAAACUCCGCACUCUCUGUAAAGGAUCGGACGAAUCGCUUUUCCUUCAGAAUGGGAAGAACCCACUUAAGCGUUGGACCAAGCCUGAUGCUAAUGGAGGAAAUUUCACCCAAGAGUAUCUUGACGCUUUCCGCAAGCCAGUCGAUGAUCACGCAGAAGAGGAUCAAUGGAUGCAGGACAAGAGUUCCGUCGGCUGGCUCUGCUGGGGCGAAGAGGUAGCUCAAAGUAGACUUGCCAAAUGGGACGAAGAAGCUUUCGAGUGGGAAGAGGCUUCGCAGGAGGCGAUUGCAGCGAUGAAGGUCUAUGUCGACGAUCCCGCUUGGUGGAAAUCAGUUUCUGACAACUGGGCUCAAGAGAAGACUCGAACCUAUCUCUCUGGAGACAAUAUUGACUUGCUCCGAUCUCUGUGCCAGAUCUACUCAGAUCUGCCUUUCCAGCACCUAAAGCCGGUCAUGGAGCAGUUGCUAGAAACAACAGACAAGGACAAACAACGCGCGCUCGCCGAGAUUUUGUCGGGUAUUCUUCGAGGCAUGAAACACUGGUCGGGCAAGGCGAGGGCUGGUCUGUGGGAGUGGCUCGUCCCCCGACUGCCCAAAAUCUACAAUUCAAUCCGUCCAGACACCUUUGAAUACUGGAAGAUGUGUUUCGAGCACGUGCUUUUCCAACGCGACCCUAGGCGAGUACAGCCGUUGGUGGACUAUUUGCUCGAGGUCGGACGAUCAGUCGAUUACGCCAACGGGUCGGCAUUCGAGCUCAAAAAAGCCGUAUCGAUGACGUCGUCCUUGGUCCGGUGCUUCGGUUGGCGAUUCGAACCAUGGGCGGACGAGUUUAUCGACAUUUGCUUCAAUCAAGCCAGCAGUAGCGAUUUUGUCGAGGUUCGAGGAAUCGUCGCUAGCAAUAUCUUAUGUCUCGACAACGUUCGAUGGCACCCAUCAUACGACUCGCCGCGCAGUUUCCUGCGAGACUGUCUGGACAACCCGGAUAAGGACAUCAUGGGAAAGCAAGGUCUCCUCAUGCCCCAGUUCAAAGCGUUGUCUGCCAAACUCCCGGGAUGGCGAGCCGAACGUCCGUCAGGCCCGCAAGCGUCGCUCUCGCUGUACGAUCGAACCGCCGGGACGAUUCUUCGAUGGUUUUAUUCGGGUCUGUCGGACAUUCACGCGCCUGCUGUUUUCUCCUAUGUCUUGCCUAUCCUGCCUGAGAUCUUCCAGAUGAGAGAAAUGGUCGAUUCGAAGGACCUUCACCAAAUGGCCGCCUUUGUCCUCGUCUUCGUGACGGCCAUUACGCCACCUAUCGAGUUUGUCAAACCGUUGGUCGAGUCUCUGCUCAAGACCUUGAGGGAGUCGCCAUCAUGGAAAGUCCGACUACACGCCCUGCCCAUCCUCAGUAUCGUCUAUUACCGCGAACUGCCGCUGGUAGACGAGGAGAUGGCCGCCAAGAUCAUGGAUGUCCUUGCACAAUGCAUGCACGAUGAUAAUCAGGAAGUUAGGGAGACGGCUGCUGCCACGCUGUCGGGAGUCUUGAGAUGCUCUCAAAGGGCCAGCAUCAACGUUCUCAAGGAACGAUUCGUACGGGAGGUCAAGGCUUCGAAAUUGCCUCGGAAGCGGGACGCUGCGGGCAACUUGAACCCCAACUAUCAAGCUGCCGUUAUCAAGCUGCAUGGCGCUAUUUUGGGUAUAACCGCACUCAUCGAAGCGUUCCCCUACACGAUCCCCAAGUUUUUGCCCAACCUGCUGUGCGAUAUUCUGGCGGAACACGCCUCGGACCCAACGCCGAUCAGCUCGACCAUCCGGGCGUGUGCGGCCUCGUUCCAGCGAUCGCAUGCGGAUACUUGGCACCAGGACAAGUUGAAGUUUACCGAGGAUCAGUUGAGCAAUCUGAGCUUUGUCAUUUCGGGAACAUCGUACUAUGCAUAAACACAUCAAGCCCGACUCCAAGGAUCCCACCGACUCGUCAUCGUUUUUCAGAAUUGUAUCUCUACCGGACCUCGAUGUACUACUGUUUCAUCUAUGCAAAAGCUAGUGUCAGCAAUCAACGAUCAUGUCAUGA
Molecule: messenger RNA, 6434 nt
Organism: Filobasidium floriforme
Lineage: Eukaryota; Fungi; Basidiomycota; Tremellomycetes; Filobasidiales; Filobasidiaceae
Exons: 25
Coding region: 260-6301 (2013 amino acids)
Biological process (GO): proteasomal ubiquitin-independent protein catabolic process
Cellular component (GO): cytosol; nucleus
Molecular function (GO): proteasome binding; peptidase activator activity
Source: RefSeq, a predicted model, not a curated record